Oryzias latipes (Japanese medaka) is the source of this 2109-nucleotide messenger RNA. It is a transcript of the gene chmp7, whose product is annotated as charged multivesicular body protein 7. Gene Ontology annotation, biological process: late endosome to vacuole transport via multivesicular body sorting pathway; vesicle budding from membrane. The record is from RefSeq and is a predicted model, not a curated record. Lineage: Eukaryota; Metazoa; Chordata; Actinopteri; Beloniformes; Adrianichthyidae. Gene Ontology annotation, cellular component: multivesicular body; cytoplasmic side of plasma membrane; ESCRT III complex.
CGGGCAUGAACACAAACCCAAACUACCCCCCAUUUGUUGUUGCGUUAGUUGAUGUUAGCAGGGUUGUUGGUUGAAUUCUGUUAUUUUUACAGCUGAAAUGAGAGCGACAGUCCCGGAUUUUCCUCCAGCAGACUAUGUCUGAACUUCUGGACUUUUUAAUGUGACAUUUGCUACUUCUCGAAAGCAGGAAGUGAUUGUUGAGCCCACUUUAGCCUGUUGUUUUGGCUAACUCACCACCGACAAAACCGUCUUGUUUCUCGCCUGCUUCACGCACCCGACCCGAGCUCUGAAAUGACUCUACCUACUGAAUGGGAGGACGACGAGCGCAUGAAUUUUAUGUUUUCCGAAUUCAAGGAGAACCGAGAAGUGAACGUCACGGACUGGGACAGCAAGAUGGACUUCUGGUCGGCUCUGAUCAUGAGGAGCUGCAGGCAGCGGGGCUCUGUGUGCAUCAACCUGAAGGACCUGAACGAGACCUUCAGGAGGAAGGACAGAUCCCCGCUGGGGCUGCCGACCGUCAUCCAGUCCAUGGCCAGAGGUGGGAAGAUCCAGAGGGAGUCGGAGUUCGCCGCCAGCGUGGACUGUGGCUGGGUGUCGUGGAGCGUCGGCCUCCUGCUAGUGAAGCCCCUAAAGUGGACCUUCUCCACCCUGCUGGGAGGUGGAGGGGUUCCUCUGCAGGACUCGUUUGUUGUGAUUGAAAUAGUGAAGGAGAAAGCAGCAGAACUCCUUCAGCUCUAUCGGAACAGUGAAUUAUCCAGUUGCUCCAUCUUCUCUUUUCAGGAGCUCUGUGUGCUCUCCUCUGACAUCUGUGCAGAUGAGAGCACCCUGUGCAUGGCCCUGCUCCAGCUGCAGAAGGAUAAGCAAGUGAUUGUUAGUUUGCAUGAGGGAGAGAAGAUUGUGAAGUUUUGUCAGGCAGGACAGGAGCGCGUGUCUCCCCUGAAUGACGUCGACAUUGGGAUCUAUCAGCUGCAGCGCAGUGAGAAACUCCUGGGAGAGCGGGUGGAAAAACUGGGAAGGGAAGCUGACAGGUGCAAGGAAGAAACAAGAAAUCUACUUCGCGAAGGAAAAAAGUCUCAGGCUCUCAGGUGUUUGAGAAGCCAGAAGAGGAUCGAAAAGAGGGCAAACAACUUGUUUGCCAAAAUGGAGAGCAUCAGAGGAAUCCUGGACCGAAUAGCUAUGUCACAGACUGAUAAGAUGGUGAUGCAGGCAUAUCAGACGGGAGUGGCUGCCUUAAGGCUGUCUCUAAAGGAUGUUUCUGUGGAGCGUGCAGAGAGUCUGGUGGAUCAAAUUCAGGAGCUGUGCGACACACAAGAUGAAGUCAAUCGAACCAUUUCCAGUGGUGUGAAUCCUGCAGAUGAAGACAUGGAUGGUUUGGAGGAAGAACUGAAGUCUUUGCUAGAGGAGGGAAAUCCAGACUCGGCCUCAGUUCCAGCAGACGGUGUCAGUUUCAGCGAGCAGAUCCUGAGCGUUCUGCCAGAUGUUCCUCGCAGUCCCCUAAAUGUUGUCUCUGAUGGGUUGGAGGCAAAGCUGGAGCAGUUAAAGCUGUCAGAUUAAGACUCUCAACACAAUAAAUCAGCGUCGGAAGACAAAACAUCGGAGCCAAUGCAGUGAGACGUCUGUAUGCCUUCAUCGGAUCAGAGUUCUCCUCUGAGCUGUACAUUCUGAAUAGUCUAAAAAUGUACUUAAUCUCUGAAAAAUGGUCAGGGUUUGACUUAAACACCCAAAUAAAAUAUCUAUUUGCAAUGUAAAAAAAUCUAUAUAUAAUUUAUUUACUUUGAGGCCUUUUAAAAUUAGCGAACCCUCUUUAUUUCUUACGCACAGUUUUUCCCCAAAAAUGUAAUGGCUCUGUUGUCAUUUUAUUCCUUUGACUUAAGCUUUUCACCCUUUCAUCAGUAUGGCUAUUUUUAAAUUCAGCAAAAUGGUUAUUGUGUCAUUGUUUUGAGUGAGGUGUGUUAAAGUGUCAUUCUUAGCUGUAAAUAGAGUAAUCAGAAUGCCAAAUGAUUCGUCACGACCAUCUUGAGUCUCAUCAAAACUGGCCUGAGGAGCACAGAGGCCUACUUUUCUGAAUUAAACCCAGUGUGUUUGGAUAAUAAAAUUUAUUUUUCAUGA